AUGACGUCAUAUUCGCACCUGCAGCUCAAGUCGGUCGACGAAAGUCUGUUGCACCAGCCUCUGUGCCUGCCCCAGCCGGAUGAUAGCACGCUGCUGUCGACAUCGACCUUCCAGGACCUCUCAAAGCAGCGCAUACAGUUUUUUAGCGCAUCUCAGUGGAAGAACCUAGUAUCAGGCCGGCAGCAGCGCUCUUACCCUUGUGUGGUGUCGUCGCAGAGCCCCACGAGCAAAAGAGAAAAAGAUCCGACGACGCGCACAAGUGGCAAAAUUAGCGAGGAAGCACUGCAACCGGCAUUAGGAAGAGUUGGCGAGACUGAAAAAUCAAUGCAAAUGCUUAAAGAGCAGAUGGCCAUCUUGACACACCACAAAGGAUCUAGCUCGCUCAUUGGCACCAAGAGGGCGCAGAAAGUCACUACACAACACCGUAGACGUAAGAAAGUGAACGAGGUGCAAAAUGAAGAAGAAACGAUGGAUGAAGGUGUUGUUAUCGUGUCAAGAUCUCUUCGCACAAAUCCUUACCCCAAUACGAGUACCAUGGCUUACCUGUUGCCGCAUUAA
Peronospora belbahrii is the source of this 558-nucleotide messenger RNA. Lineage: Eukaryota; Oomycota; Peronosporomycetes; Peronosporales; Peronosporaceae. The record is from the annotation of a GenBank genome assembly.